GCUGAGCCAGCAGGGAAGUACCACGACUCCGCUGCACGCAACAUCACAGACCACGCAACGACAUCAGUCAGCGCCAAAUCAAAGACCACUCACUGACAGAUACUGAAAGACUGUGGUUGUCCCCCCCCCCCCCCCCCCCCCCUUCUCGUGUUCGUGAUUUGAAAGCCACUCUUCCUCUCGUUGUUGCGGAGCGAGGAGCCAGCUAGCAGCGGUUAGCUUCAGACGUUACUUACCGAAGGAGACUCAACGGUGGACGGUUGUAUUUUCUGUCCAGGUAACGUCGAGUCAGCCGCCGCGAGCAUGUCGGAGUCGGCCGGGGAGGCGAAGUCUGAGGCGAAGCAGGCGAGCAAAGAGGUGAAGGAGAGCGAGAACGUCGCGGAGAAGUACUCAGCCAUGACCGUGAGCAAGAACAGCGAGAUGAACAUGGGAGACCUGUCGUCCGCCUUCAGCGCGGUGCCCACUCACAAACCCGUCAAGAAGCAAAUCCAGUUUGUGGAAGACAAGCAGGAGUUCAGCAAGUUCCCCACUAAGGCAGGCCGUCGCUCCUUGUCCCGCUCCAUCUCUCAGUCCUCCACAGACAGCUACAGCUCCGCUGCGUCCUACACGGAUAGCUCUGACGACGAGACCACACCACGGGACAAAACACAGGUCAACUCCAAGGGCAGCAGUGACUUCUGUGUCAAGAACAUCAAACAGGCUGAAUUCGGUCGGCGUGAGAUUGAGAUCGCAGAACAAGAUAUGUCUGCGCUGCUCUCUCUCAGGAAGAGAGCACAGAGUGAGAAACCAUUGGCAGGUGCCAAAAUUGUGGGCUGCACUCACAUCACUGCCCAGACUGCGGUGCUGAUUGAGACUCUGGUGGCUCUUGGGGCUCAGUGCCGCUGGACUGCCUGCAACAUUUACUCCACACAGAAUGAAGUGGCUGCUGCCUUGUCAGAGACAGGUGUGGCUGUGUUUGCCUGGAAGGGGGAGUCUGAGGACGACUUUUGGUGGUGCAUUGACCGCUGUGUCAACACUGAGGGUUGGCAGCCUAACAUGAUCCUUGAUGAUGGAGGAGACUUGACACACUGGAUGUACAAGAAAUACCCUAAUGUAUUCAAGAAAAUCCGGGGCAUCGUCGAGGAGAGUGUCACUGGGGUUCACAGGUUGUAUCAGCUGUCAAAGGCUGGAAAACUGUGUGUGCCAGCGAUGAAUGUGAACGACUCCGUGACAAAGCAGAAGUUUGACAACCUGUACUGCUGCAGAGAGUCAAUCCUGGAUGGGUUGAAGAGAACCACGGACGUUAUGUUCGGAGGCAAACAGGUGGUCAUAUGUGGGUUUGGCGAGGUUGGAAAAGGUUGUUGUGCUGCUUUGAAAGCUCUGGGAGCCAUUGUCUAUGUUACAGAGAUCGAUCCCAUCUGUGCCCUGCAGGCCUGCAUGGAUGGAUUCAGGGUGGUCAAGCUGAAUGAGGUCAUUCGCCAGGUUGAUGUCAUCAUCACAUGCACUGGGAACAAGAAUGUGGUGACCAGAGACCAACUGGACCGGAUGAAAAAUGGAUCCAUUGUCUGCAACAUGGGGCACUCAAAUACUGAAAUCGAUGUGGCAAGUCUCCGGACCCCUGAGCUGACUUGGGAGAGAGUGCGCUCUCAGGUGGACCACGUCAUCUGGCCUGAUGGGAAGAGAGUUAUUCUUCUAGCUGAGGGACGUCUCCUUAACCUCAGCUGCUCCACUGUCCCCACCUUCGUCUUGUCCAUCACAGCCACGACUCAGGCCCUGGCCCUUAUUGAGUUGUACAAUGCUCCUGAGGGACGAUACAAGCAGGAUGUUUACUUGCUUCCAAAGAAGAUGGAUGAAUAUGUUGCCAGUCUCCAUCUGACCACUUUUGAUGCCCACCUGACAGAGCUAAGUGAUGAGCAGGCAAAAUACCUUGGCCUCAACAAGAAUGGACCUUUUAAACCCAACUACUACAGGUAUUAGUCUGCAAAGGGACCACCAGCACACCUGAAUGUGGACGGUACCUGGCAUAACCUUUCCCUGAGACAAACAAAAGAUUCAUGUUUAUUGUAUUUUAUCCUCUUCACAGGAUGCAAAGCUUAUAUUUAGGCUAAUUUCACUGACCACAGGAAAAUUUUCUCCACUUUCUGCUACCUGCAGACAAUAUACAUGGCACCUGGCAGACUAUGAAAUGUAAAUGUUAUGACAGCACUUGUAUCGGCUGUGUAUUUUCUGAUGCAUUUACAUUGAUGACUCCCAGGUUAUUUAUAAAUCAGAUGCAUAUUGAAUAAUGUAUCAACAUAUCGUGACAAAUGACUGUGACACAGAAGGGUUACAGUUGUUUGUAGUUUGUCUGUUUGUAGUUUAACAAUCAUUAAUCAACAUUUUUGAUAUAAACAUUGUCUCAAAUUGCCCCAUGUAAAUACCAAAGGGUCAUUUGAAAUUAAAACCCUUAAAGCUUUUUAGCCACUUUUAGCGCUUUGUUUCGGCUCAACCUCCAUUUUUACACAAUAGAAGCUCAGACAAGCAUCCUCUAGACCAAAACAACAUAGAUCCAGUGUUAACUCUGAGUUGGUGGACCAACUCGGAGUUGGUGAAUAUUGGACAUAAAUGUAUCAGGUGACUAAUUAGAUUCCACUGCAUCUCUCCUGGCUGUCGAAGGCCAUUGUUUGCUUAAAAUUAGCCAUAGCAACUUGAAAAGCUUAUUGUAAAUCAAUGCUGUGCAUGUGUGAGUCUCGUUUUGUAAAAUCUCUCAUUGCAGCUUUAAACCUUUCUGUCUGUUUCAUACGGCGUCACUCACUCACUUCAUACAUUCCAUCCACGAGACGAAGAAAUGUCCUGACCUCUCUAGUACCAUCACUGCAGCACUUUUUGACUAUAGCAAACAUUAGAAGUGAAGAUGUGUCUAUUUCUUUUCUGAGGUUUUGGUAUCUGGUAAGAAGAGUAUCUGCACCUCAAGGUAUUUAAAUAUCUCAAAUUAUCUGUGAAUAUAUUUCUAUCACAUCUGCACUGUGUCACUGACUCUCUAAUCUCACUGCCAUUCUCAUAAAAUUACUAUUUACAGUCGAGAUUUAACAUAACUAGAUAUUUUGAUACUCUAUGACUUAUGCCAUCUAUUAUGUCAACCUUUCUAGAGUAAGUUGACUCUUGCAGUUUUGUGUAUUCUGUGUAAUGCACGUCGAGCAGUGUUGCAUACAGUAUGUUUAUGUACUGCAUGUGCAGCAGCGUCUGAUGAUCCAGUAUAGUAACAGUAUUUGCUGAAGUGCAACACUGUUAUUAGAUUUGCCACAAGACUCUGAUCUUGUGUUGACUAGAAGAUGUCUUUUUUCUUUCUCACAUGCUCUUGGCUUAGACAUGGAUAAUCUUUGUUGUCAACACAUUUGAAUAGAACAUGUUUUAACUUUACCUCUGUUUUUUUGCUCUGUAGCACUAGUAUUAUAGCUAUUCUAAUCCUAAUGCUACCUAAUUUUGUUUUAUUUCCUGAAAAUAUGCAUUGUUUAAAAGGCUUUAGCACUGUUAAGUGGGUUUAGUUUAAGCACAAAUUCAAUAUGCCACAUUUACUUAUCUAUAUUAACAUGUAAGAAAUGUUUUUCCAUUGUAAACAUGCUGUAUUUUAUGAUGGUGGUCUGUCGGCUAAUCUUACUCAAAACAGUUGAGAGUAUUACAGUCCCUGCCGAGGGUUCAGCACCAUGUUACCUCUUUAAGGUAAAAUCUGUUCAAAUCACCCCUCAAAAAACUGUGUUACAGCUAAGUCCUGUUUUCAAAUGAACUGUAAUUUCAUUUUUUCCUUUGUUAAUUGGUUAUUUUCUGUCAUUUAUGAAUUAUUAGCCGGCAAUAUACAACUAUGAAAUGCUCUCAUCUGUGCAAUAGCAGCUUUAAGGGCAUUAGACCCAAAGACUUUCAGUGAGAACAUCAUUGUCAGCUAGAUGAGCGCUGUAACCAUGGUUACUGGUCACUUGACAGUGCCUUGUGACUCACUUAGUACUUUAUACUCACAUGUUCAAGUCUGUAUAGUAAUGCCCAACGUGGUUGUUUUUCUGCGAUGUACAGUAAUAGCUAUGCAGCAAAACACACUCAGUCAGUGUUUCACUUCUGCUUAUUUAAAUCAGAGUUUUACAUUGACUCAAGUAUGCACAACUGUAAGAUCAGUUUAUACAAUUUUAUUAGGCAGCAUUUUACAUAAUGGUGUUUUUAUGUAUUUUAAAAAAAACAACCUUUUAUUUUAUGUAUUCGUGCAGUGCCCGUCAAGCUGGAGUGUGAUGUUUGAUGCCGUCAUCAGUGAAGUGAUCAAAAGAUUGUGUCUCUAACGUUCAACUAAUACUUGGAAAAUGUCUGUCGUUCAUUCUGUCUGUCCAUCUUUUGAUUUUCUCUCAUACUAUUGAUUAUAAAAUAUGGCAGGUAUAUUUCUGAGGACCCUGGGAAGUGCAGUGUUGACUGUGUUUUGGAUGAACAUUUGUCAAGACCACAACCCUGUGCAGUAAUAUCACAGAAUGCUGUUAUGUCAGUUUGUUAAGUGAACCCAUCAGGGUUUUACCAGUUCAUAAGAAACAUGGUGUUGAUGUUACAUGGUUGCCAUGGUAACAUCAAGUGCAGAUUUUAGUUUUAAAUACAUGAAGUGAUUCCUGUCUGGUGAUUUCUCAAGAGGCACUCGUCCAAAACAAAAGACCAUUACAUUCGACACUGCAAUUCCAUUGGGUCCUCAGCAACACAACUGCCAAGUCAAUCGGUUGAGCAGUUGCAGCGACAGUUGAAAUUCAGGGAUUUCUCCAUUUAUAGUUGUUUCUGUAGCAGACGGCUAGAAUCUUGUCAGGUUGAAGUAAAAGUGUGAUUUGACAGGUGGUCACUGUUGCUGGUUUGAAGGUUUUGAUGUGGAAACCAAGUUCAAUUUGAUAUACUAGCCAUAGGCCUAUAUACUUUCAAAAUUGUAGUUCUAGUUGAGUUUGAAGGACAUACUUUCAGUAGUAUACACGCUGUUAAAUUUCUGUGCACAAUUCCCUCUAAUAAACUGCUGUUUAGAUUUGAAAA
Scophthalmus maximus (turbot) is the source of this 4995-nucleotide messenger RNA. Its product is annotated as S-adenosylhomocysteine hydrolase-like protein 1. Gene Ontology annotation, biological process: L-methionine cycle. The record is from RefSeq and is a predicted model, not a curated record. The transcript has 17 exons. The coding region runs from base 301 to 1953 and encodes 550 amino acids. Lineage: Eukaryota; Metazoa; Chordata; Actinopteri; Pleuronectiformes; Scophthalmidae. Gene Ontology annotation, cellular component: cytosol.